Molecule: messenger RNA, 1086 nt
Organism: Paracoccidioides brasiliensis Pb18
Exons: 2
Coding region: 1-1086 (361 amino acids)
Source: RefSeq, a predicted model, not a curated record
AUGUCACCCGCUUAUGCAUUUUCCGAAAUUCCAACCAUUGACCUGUCUCUAACGGAGUCUCCCGCUACAAAACCAGAACUUCUCGAGCAGCUACAUCAUGCACUUGUUUCUGUUGGGUUUCUAUACGUGUCCAACCACGGUGUUCCAAAUGAGACCAUUGCCAACCUUGUUGAUGUGCUGCCACACUUUUUCAGCUUACCUGACUGGGCGAAGGAGGAAAUCGCGCUGCAUAAUUCUCCCCAUUUUCUAGGAUAUAGCAGCGUUGGCGCAGAGACAACUGGGGGGAAAGCAGAUAGAAGAGAGCAGGUUGAGUUUGCAACUGAAUUGAAUACAACAUAUGCACCUGGAAGACACCUAUACGAAAAAUUGAGAGGCCCAAACCAGUGGCCAUCCCAACUCCCGGACCUCAAACCAAUUGUUCAAUCCUACAUCACGGAACUCACAUCGCUCGGCGAGCGCUUUCUCCGCCUUGUAGCGGAAGCCCUUUCCCUCCCUCCAUCAACAUUUAUCCCUUUCCUCUCGGACCAACACCGCCUGAAGCUCGUUCAUUACCCCGGCACCACUCCCUCCAACCCAGCCGAUAACCUCGAAGGAACGCAAGGUGUUGGCCCCCACAAAGACUCCUCGGGUCGGUGGACGUUUCUCCUUCAAGCUUCCCCACCCUCCGUAAAAGGUUUACAGGUUCUCAACAAAGCCGGAAACUGGAUUGACGUUCCUUGUGUUCCUGGCACAUUUGUGGUUAAUAUCGGCCAGGCAUUCGAGGUCGUGACUAAUGACGUCUGCAAAGCCACCAUGCAUCGUGUGCUCAUGGAUCCUGGGUCUGGUGAACGAUUCAGUGUACCAUUUUCCCAGGGGGUUAGGCGCUGUUUAACUAAAGAGGCCGUAGGGACGUUGAGGGAUGAAUUUCAGAGGACUGUGGCGAUUGGUGGCGAGUCUGAAGAAGGAAUGAGGAUUGAUUCGCCGUUUUUGGGAGGGAAGUAUGAUACGUGGGGUGAAUCGCAGCUGAGAACAAAGGUGAGGAGCCACAGGGACGUGGGCAAGAAGUUUUACGCCAAGGUUUAUGAAGCGUAUGUGAAUGAUGAUUGA